Molecule: messenger RNA, 1179 nt
Organism: Penicillium verhagenii
Lineage: Eukaryota; Fungi; Ascomycota; Eurotiomycetes; Eurotiales; Aspergillaceae
Product: exosome non-catalytic core subunit RRP42
Exons: 2
Coding region: 1-1179 (392 amino acids)
Biological process (GO): U4 snRNA 3'-end processing; exonucleolytic trimming to generate mature 3'-end of 5.8S rRNA from tricistronic rRNA transcript (SSU-rRNA, 5.8S rRNA, LSU-rRNA); U5 snRNA 3'-end processing
Cellular component (GO): nuclear exosome (RNase complex); cytoplasmic exosome (RNase complex)
Source: RefSeq, a predicted model, not a curated record
AUGACAGCACAACGCCAGGCCUCAUCCGCCUCUCAAACCCCCCUCCUCUCCCCCGCCGAGCUCUCCUACCUCUACACUUCCCUCUCCCUCCCCAAGAACCCCAUCCGCCCCGACGGCCGCUCACCAACACAAUUCCGUCCUCUGUCCGCCGAAACCGACAUCCUGCCCGGCACAAACGGCAGCGCGCGCAUCGGCUUCGCGGACGGCACACAGGCUAUUGUCGGAGUGAAGGCUGAGGUGGAGAAGACGACUCUUACGGCUGAUACGCUCGAUGCGCGGUCGCUGUCGCUGCAGAAUGAUCUGGGACCGAGCGGGGACGGGCGCGAGGGAACGGAGGGAUCCUCAGCUGCGACGGGGGGCCAUGGGUCCUGGGUGCAGAUGAGCAUUGAGAUCCCCGGGUUCCGGGACGAUGAUGCGCUGCCGGUUUUUCUUUCGGAGAUGAUGCGGGAGAGUCUUGUGGGUUCUGUUGGGGGCAAGGAUGGGGAUGGAGUCGAGAGGGGCAUGGCGGGUGGUUUGAAGGGGAGGUUGGUUAUUAACAAGCGGUGGCAUUGGAGGUUAUACAUUGAUGUUCUUCUCCUGUCGCAGCCUUUGUCAUACCCUCUUCCGCUUCUUUCUCUCACGACCCACCUCGCUCUCUUAUGCACUAAGCUUCCGAAACUCAAAUCUACGGGCGAGGAAGACCCCUUCUUUGACGACGACUGGGCUGUUGCGGAAGACUUGUACCCGCGUGCUUCGGCGGGCAUGAAAUUCAACCCCUCACAACAGGUUCGGCCUCCGGUCACACUGCUUGUGAUCUCAGUAGGCGAGAACGUCAUUUUCGACCCCAAUCGCGAGGAAAUUGCCGUUGCGGACGCUGUGCUUGCUAUCUCCAUUACUCGCGAUACGGAAAGCCAGGGAUUGAAAUUGCUGUCUAUUCGGACCAUUGAUCCUCCCUCAAGACUUACCCAGCCUGGUGUGCCCAAUGCGGAGAAUGUGAAUAUGCUUGGUGCGACUGCUCCGGGUGAGAGCACGGCUGUUUUGAACCCUGUGACUGGGGAGGAGGAGAUUCCUGGUGUGUGGCGGCCCAGAAGGGGUGGUAUCAAGCGCAGUGUUAUUGCGGGCAUGGUCAAGACUGUGCUGAAGAAGGGUGGUGUCGGUGAGGAAGUGCUUUCUGGAUUGGAGGGUGUCCACGUUGGUUGA